AUUCGGCCUAAAAUUGGACAACCAGUCAGGCAAUAGUGUAAUAACCUGGCAUGUCGUCUGCCCCACUUUUCCGUUCACCAUUGUUUUGUUCUCGAGUGUGACGCUUUCCAAGCCUUUUGACUUUGAGCAGUAGCCUAUCAGAGACAGAGACCUGUGUGAGCAGAAAUCAUUCUUUUCGUCUCCUAAGGCAAAGAACAUGGCUCCUCAAAGAAAACUAUACGCACAAGGAGCGAUGGAGAAGGCUGCAGAGGCUGUAAGCAAAGGGAUGAGCGUUAAGGGUGCUGCCCAGCGUUUUGGCGUCCCCCGGACCACUUUGUCGGACAAGCUGCGCGACAAGUACCCGGUCACCCCCAAAUCCAAGACCAUCCUCUCGACGGAGGAGGAGAACAGGCUUGAGGAGUGGCUGACAGUUUCAGCGAGGCGUGGCAUUGGGAGGACAAACGAGAAUCUCUGCCUUGCUGUUCAGAGAUUCCUCAACAGUGAGGGCAGAACAACAGUAUUUACAGAUAACCUGCCUGGGAGAACCUGGGUGCGGUCUUUCUUCGGGCGCCGCCCGAAGCUGAGAGAAAAGACCUUGGUUCUUGGCGACAAGAAGGCGAGGGUGACGGGGGACAAACUCAGGGCGUGGUUCAAAGAAGUGGAGAAGAAUCUAGCUGAAGAUGGGGUGGACAUUAAGAGCGUCGACCCCCGGUGUGUUUUUAACGCAGACGAGAACGCCUUCCCCCUCCGCUCCACUGGGCAAGUCAUCGUGACCGAAGAGGGCAACCGCCACCCUUACCUCAUCUGCAGUGACAACAAGCGGCAGAUCACUGUCCUCAGCUGCGCCUCUGCCAGUGGUCACCUCUUGCCCCCCACCGUCAUAUUUCCUGGUCAGCGCUGGUCCUUCAAGCCCUGGGAAGAUUUCCCUGAGGCUUCCUGCGUCCACACAUUCAAUGGAUGGAUCAACGCAGCAGUGUUCAAGACGUGGCUGGAGGAAACAUUCAUCCCGGCUGUGGUUGACCUUCCUCGGCCCAUCGUGCUUUUUUGCGAUGGGCACACCAGCCAUACAAGCCUCGACGAAGUGCACGACCUGUGCAAGGAGCACGGCAUUCUUUACUACCUGCUCCCUGUCAGUGCGUCACACCUCGUGCAACCUCUGGACCUGAUCUUCUAUGGAAUCCUGAAGGAGGAGUGGAGAAAGGGGCUGCGUGAUCACAUGAACAUUGCCGGUGUGGAAGGAAUUUUCCCUAAGACCUUUAUGCCUGUGUUCAAGGACGUUUGGACACGGACAUAUGGGGAAGGCAGAGAGGAAGUGUUGGUGAAGGCGUUCAGAAAGAGUGGCCUGUCACCAUGGGACCCGAAUGCCCCUGACUAUUCAAAGUGUAAGGCCAACAGGGUCUGUGAGAAGCCGGCAGCCCCUGUCUCCACAAGUUGUGAUGUUCCUCCAUCUGUUGUGUGUAAUGAUGAUGCUGUGUGUAAUGAUGAUGAUGUUCCUCCGUUAGUUGUGUAUGAUGAUGAUACUGUGUGUGAUGAUGAUGUUAAGUCUAAUGAUGUUCCUCCGUUAGUUGUGUGUUUUGAUGUUGUGUGUAAUGAUGAUGAUGUUGUGGGUGAUGAUGUUUCAAGGAUCGGACCCGCGGACACCCUGGUUCACGCAGCAGAGUUUCCGCCUCCCUUGGUCUCAACACCAGCUCAGGAUCCUGUGGGUGACCAGGACCAUGAGUAUUGUCUGCCUGAGCAGGCGUUGAGACCAUUGGAAGAUGAAACUCUGGUAACACCCCAAGCCCCCGAAAUACUGCCCCUGGACAAGGCUUUUGUUCUGGAUAAAUUGAUAGACCACGUCAUUGCCACCAGGUGGACGGCAGCGGACAUGUACUGGGUCCGCCGUCGCCAGUGGCAUAACAUCAAACCAAAAGAGAAGGAGGGUGCGUACAAAAAGUACCUUGAUUUGUACAAUCAACUUAUACAAGCCCCCUCGUUCGACAACCUGCCUGUUCCAGCAUGCAGGACUCCUAAGAUUUCGACACAAAAGCGGGCUCAGGCCCCCAAGUACGUUUCGGGGACAAAAUAUAAAGAGUUGGAGGAGGCAAAAAAGUUGGAAGAAGAGAAAAAGAAGGAACGUGUGAAAGAGAGGAAGAGAAAAAGGGUGAAGGAAGAGAGAAAGAGAAAAAGGGUGGAGAAGGAAGAGAGGAAGAGAAAAAUGGUGGAGAAGGAAGAAGAGAAAAAGAAGAGUGAAGAGGAGAAAAGGUUAACGAAGUUGGAGAACCAGAGAGCAGGGAAAAAGAAGAAACAAGAGUGAAAGAAGACCAAGAAGUGUGGGGAGGAUGAAAAUGUAGCAAAGAAGGAUGGUGAGAAGAAAGCUAAAGGAAAUGAAAGUGGGAGUAAGGGAAGGAAGAGGGAGAGUACAAGCAAAGAGGGUGAAGCAAAAGAAAAGAAAAGGAGAGAAUGAGGAGGAGACAGAGGAAGAGGAUGAAAAGGAGGUGGGAUUGGUGUACGACGAUGACAUCUCCGCAGAGGAGUGAGUCAUAGAGGAGAUCCGAAUGUGUGUUAUACUUUGGGGGGGGGGGGGAAGAAAGAUGGAUGGAUGACGUGUGUGAGUUGUGGUAUCAUUUAAGGGGUGUUGUGGUCGACAGGGUGCUGUGUUGAGUGAGAUGUCAAAAAGUGAACUUAAGCAUUUUACGUUUGUGUGCCCUGAGUGUGAGUAAGAUGUGCAUCUAAGUUGGUUGUGAUAAUUGAAUAUGUGUGGAAGAGUAAACUGAAGCAGUCAUGUACCUGUGUUAGAGUUAGAUGUUCAUGCGAGUCUGUUAUGGUGGUUGUUCUUUUCUGUAUUAGUAUGUCAAUAAACAUUAGUUUUGUUUUAGGCCUACUGUUCAAAA
Molecule: messenger RNA, 2852 nt
Organism: Aplysia californica (California sea hare)
Lineage: Eukaryota; Metazoa; Mollusca; Gastropoda; Aplysiida; Aplysiidae
Cellular component (GO): nucleus
Molecular function (GO): DNA binding
Source: RefSeq, a predicted model, not a curated record